Messenger RNA from Adelges cooleyi (spruce gall adelgid), 504 nucleotides. RefSeq lists its product as uncharacterized. The record is from RefSeq and is a predicted model, not a curated record. The transcript has a single exon. NCBI's taxonomy places the organism in Eukaryota, Metazoa, Arthropoda, Insecta, Hemiptera, Adelgidae. The coding region runs from base 1 to 504 and encodes 167 amino acids.
AUGAGAAAAAUGUUCACAUCGAAACUGCUAUCUAGAGACACAAAGAAAAAACUAUACAUUGCCUACUUGCGCCCCAUUGUCAUGUACAGAUGUGAGACAUGGUCCACGACGCAGGGUGGCGAGAAUAACCUAUUGACUUUCGAAAGGAAAAUACUUAGAAAAAUAUAUGGGCCUAUAUUAAACCCCAAUACUGGUGUAUACGAGCGAAGAAAAAACGCUGACUUAAACAUUCUGUUUAAUACAGCCAAUUUAAACGAUUUUCUAAGGUCGAAAAGGUUAGAGUGGGCUGGCCAUGUUUGGCGUGCAGAGGGUGGACUGAUAAGACAGGUACUCAUCAACAAACCAAAUAAAAAACGACCUGUAGGCAGGCCAAGACAACGGUGGUUGGACCGAGUUAAGGACGACCUGAAGAGAUUACGCAAUGGAGCAGGUAUUGAGGAUGCAGAGCAUCGAGAAGUUUGGAGAGCUUUGGUAGAAGCUGCGAAGCGCCUAAAUGGCGCGUAA